GAAUUCAGUUUCUGAACUAUUUUUGACCAAAUAUUUUCAGGAUUUUAUGAUCUGAUGUUUGUAAAUGGAUGAAUUAAAAGCUAGUCUCGGGCUGAGCAGCCUCACAGAAGAAUGGUGCCACAACAUGCUGAAAGAUGACUUUUGUUCUGAAAACUUCCCAGAGUCUUGGACUUACGACAACACAUUAAUCGGACUAGAAGAGCCGUUUCGAGACCUACUGAAAUACAUCCGAAAGAAAAGAAACAGAAUCUGGGAUAACUUAAUCUUAUCAGAUGUGAGCAGAAUUCAGUGUGUCACAAAUGUUGUCUUGGAAUCUUGUAUAAAAGGAGAAGGUUCGCCACUGACUGGUUUAUUAGGUGGGGGUUGCUAUCUGUAUCUCUCAACCUUGGAGGGGGCGUCAGCAAGAAAUGUGUUUCAUAACAUGCUCUUUGGUAAGGUAAUGGAGUUACUCAAAGUUCAGAACGACUCCUCAAGUUUUGAAGGUAUUCUUGCAGUUUAUGAUAGCCUAUCAGAAAUCAUUGAAUCAGACUUGACUUUACCAGACCAGUCAUAUUGGAUACUGGUCAAAUCGUUUCUUGCUUCCGUCAAUAUCAAUUGUUCCCACAAAAAAGCAGACAACAGCGACUUCAAUCAACUUUUUUCUGUUAUCUUGUCAAAGCCUAAAGAUUUUAAGUUCUUCAUCAAAGAAGCUUCAGCGUACCUAUUAGCAGGUAAAUCGUAUGUCAGUGACCGUUGUUCCGGCCUGAUAUGUGAUUUCACAUCAAAAAGCUCGGAAAACAAGCGUGUUAUAGCUCACCACCUGAACCUAAUCCACACUCUCUGUUCAUCCAUAUCAGACAGAACUGAAGCCAGAAGACAGGUCGAGGCGUAUAUCUUGAAGCUGGUCGCAGUACUACCCAACAACUGCUUCUUUGAGUUUGUUGAUUGGAUUGUAACUCAGCUGUGCAUGUCUCAAAAGGUUGUCCACAGGAUAUUUGGAGCUGAAAUGUGCUUCCAACUUUCAUUCAACGAUUUUGUUACUGACGCCGAAGAUCCAUCUGUGUUGAAAGUGUUGUACCAGACCAUUAUAUUAGGUCUCUGUGAUAAAGCCCCGACAGUCAGGGCUAAAUAUGCAAUGGUGCUGAGUGAUCUCUUGAAGAAUGCCCCAACAACCUCUCAGAAAUCUCUGUUGCCCUACUUUGAGCCGAGCAAUUCUGAAAAUAUUCUGCAUGUUGUGCAGUCUUUGAGCUCCGACGAAAAAUCAUCAGUCAGGAAAGCAUCAUGUAGCUUGCUACUGAUGAUGCUUCUAAAAAUCAAAAUUAGAAGCUCCUGGUUGAAAAUCAUUUAUCGUUUUUGUUUGGACACAGCAGUAUCGGUCAGAAAACAAGCUCUCAUGAGUGUUGGUCAGUUGCUUUCAGAGUUCGAGUCUGACCCAGUUGUACAGAGACUGUGGCUGGAAACUGUCCUACCCGCAACGAAUGACAAUGAGAACUCUGUGAAGGAUUAUUGUAGCCUGCAGCUGGAGAGGUUACUGAAUAAGCUUCACUCCUGCGAACAUGCCUGGGAAAUCUUACAGCUAAUUUCUAAUCCAAAGUCCCUCGACCUGCAAACAUACUUUGAUUUUGGAAUCUACAACCUGAAAGACUUCAAAAUGUCAGCAGACUGCAGGAGUUACCUGUUAGAGAAGUUAGAAGAUCCACAGUCCACUCACACCAUUUUACUUGUAGUUUCCAAAAUGGUGGACAAAUUUAAGGAGAUCGACAGUUGUCAGUUGGUUGACAUAUUUGAGAGAUGUUUGUUAACAAGAUCAGAUGAUAGUUACCAAACCAUGUGCAUGUCAUUUACAUGUUUGAGAAACCUGAAGAGGGUCACUGAUAUCGAUGAGAUUGUUGAGAAAUUAAGGCUGGAACUGAAGAAAUUCAUUCACCCAUACAUUGUUAUCAAGGAGUUAGUAGCAACUGUCGCUAACCUCAUACAUCGAAGUGACAAACAACAAAUGAUCACGUUAUGCGAGGAGACCAUUAGAGACAUCGGUGUUGUCCUCCAGAAUCUAUGUUUAACACAAACUUCUCACGACGUUAUCUCCUCAAUGAAGUUGUGUUGCUACUUAUUCACUCUGGGAGAAGUAACAAUGCAUUAUACGAAAGUGAUUGACAGUAGCGUCAUUUUGUCUGUAAAGGAGCUGAUUAUUGGGAGUGAGGAGAGCUCGUUCUCAACAUCUGUUCGGGGGCAUUCCAUUAUCGCUCUGGGCAAGAUGUGUCUCGUUCAUGAAGAUGUUGCAAAAGAUUCAGUCAUGCUCUUCUCAAAAGUGCUGGAGGAUGAUAAAAACUUUGAAAUCAGGAACAAUAUUUUGAUUGUGUUGGGCGACCUGAUCGUAAGAUACCCAACUAUCAUUGCUGAGUAUCUGUACUGUGUAACUGAUUGUCUUCAGGAUGGGUCGAUGGUUGUGCGUCGUCAGGCUAUCAUUGUCUUGACUAAGCUGCUUCAAGAAGAUUAUUUGAAAUGGAGAAGUGGGAUUGUCAUGAAGUUCAUUUCAAACUUGGUUUGUGAGAACUCUGAGAUAAGACAGUUGUGCGAGCUGUGCCUCUCUAAUAUCCUGCUUGUCAGGUACCCUAAAACCUAUUUUGACUUCUUCAUUGAGGUGGUGUUCUUUGCUAAUGAACUUUUUAGUUUCCUUACCACAACUGAACCAAACCUUCUUCAUUUUUCGUUGCCAGGUAAAGAGAAUCAGGCCAAACGGAGAAAAAUCUAUACAGCAAUGUUGCAAAACCUUGGAGAUCAGCAGAAAUUAGAGCUUACUACUCGUAUCUGCAAGGAGAUCCUAACUCUGUUCGUGGCAGAGAAUGAUGAUCCUAUAGACGAGAAACUUAUACCACUCCUUCACGAUAGUCUUUGGAUACUUUGCUGUCCAUCAUUGAAAUUAUCUUCAUUGAAAUCUAGAGCUUGUCAUGACUUCGAUGAUGAUGACAGUAAUAUUGGAAUGAUUGAGGCACAAACAAAAUUAAUAUCAACCAUUGUGAAAAGGGUUUUCGUGGAAAAUUGCACUCCUAUCAUAUCCAACUUCGUCAAAAGCUAAGAAGGUUGAAGUCACCGUUACAGAGUGAUUUAACUAAAUUCAUUGUGCUUUUUGUGACCGAUUUCAAAAACGAAAUCGAAGUUUUGAGUGGAGCUGAUGCACAAUUUAUAGCUGAGGUUCAAUACGCAAGAAUGGUUAAGAAAAAAGAGAAAGCAGCAAUCACGCGGUCGUAGACUCUGUGCUACAAGAGACUGUCAUUGGUAAUCUGAUGACCCCUGGUUUUCUUAAGAGCUUUAAAACACCCCACACUGGUCGAGGUUUACAUCUCUCACUAUCCAACCAAGGACCGGCAAUGUUCUUUAAAACUCACAUUAUGUUGCUGCCCCUUACUCACAGCUUCAAGAAGUGUUACUUAUAAGCGUCCGCAAGUUUCAAAUGAUGUCAAUGCAGCUUUGAGAAAGAACUUACUGAGUGAUUUCAGAUUAAAAGAAGCAACAACAAUAAGCACCAUUGUUGUGUCUCAGACAGUUACCAAGUCUACUUCAUUAAGUCAAAAUCUGGGGCACAGUGGGGGUCUGUCACAAAACGACAUCUCGGUACACACCAGUAUGGUUCAUCAUGGAAAUAGAGACCGAGGAUAACGAGAUAUCAUAUACUGAGAGAACAACAACCAUUAAGAUAGUGAACUCUCCAGUCCCGUCAAAGGAAUUUGUAGACAAUUCUCAGGAGGUGGUUGGAAUUAAGAAGGAAGUGCAGAGUCCAUCAGAAAAAUACAUAAAAAAGACGGGAAGGAACCUUUUCAACCCAGAUGCAUCAGCCAACCUAGUGAAUGCUUCAAGGAUGUCAGAGAACUCGAUAAAUGGUAACAAAUCACGGGAUGUGCCAGAAGACCUGCUAUUGAUAAACAAUACUGAAAAAGGGUGUGUGAGAAUCAAAGCUAAGAUGGAGUCUGCCAAAAAAGUGCUACUAUCUUCUCAACAACCUUCACUUAGUGUCCAGUCAAAGGCUAAUCAGCAACCCAAGAAACCCUUCAAGCUGGGGGACUUGAUAAAAGAGAAGAUUCGUGAACAAAAGAGAAGGAAAGCUCAGCUAGCAAAAGCAAACGAUCCUGAUAGAAUUUCACUGAUUCCUGAAGUCAUUACUCAGAAAAAACCCAGUGAACCGGUGCAAGUGAAAUCUGAAACCCCACAUCUGCUGAUUCUUCAGAAGAAGCUCUGGAAACCCUGUGAUGCGUCUUAGAUAAUCACAGUAAUUAAAGGGUGGAGAGAGUGCUGAGGAAGAUGGUGUCGAAUCUGCUCCAGAGGAACCUGAAGAAAUUAGUGUUGAACCUGCUCCAGAGGUACCUGAAGAAAUUAGUGUUGAACCUGCUUCAGAGGUACCUGAAGAAAUUAGUGUUGAACCUGCUUCAGAGGUACCUGAAGAAAUUAGUGUUGAACCUGCUUCAGAAGAACCUGUGCAGAAUGAUAAUGAUCAUACUUCAGUUGAACCCCCUGUGGGAGUUACGGUAUCACAUGAUAAGACAAAGAAAGCGGAAUCAACCGAGGAUAUUGAUAGGAAACCGGAUGCAGAAAAAAGAAGGACUCGCCGAUCUGCAAGGUUCAACAAACUGAUGAAUCAAUUCAAGCCAGCACAGGGUAUAGCUUCUAGUAAAGAGAAAGUUUCUUCAGACCAGACCAAACCGUCUGAUGAUUUGAAUAGACAUUCUGGUGUUGAUAACAAGCUUCCAGAUAUUCGAGCUAUGGUAAAAGAAGGUCCGUCAUCCACUGAGAAUCUUGAGAAUACACCACCCAGGGCUUCUAAAGAAGUUUCCAAGACUUCAUCUAAAGAAGUUUCCAACACUUCCUCUAAAGAAGUUACCAAGACUUCAUCUAAAAAAGUUAUCAAGACUUCCUCUAAAGAAUUUAUCAAGACUUCUCUAAGAAGAUUCCCGCCAUGAAAGGGAAGGUGAAGAAGCUGGGUUAGCUGCCAAAAGACGAGCCAAAAGAUCAAAAUAUUAAACCAAUUUCAGCCUAAACAAGCUGAAAAACAAGCAGAAAAUCAACCAAUUCAAUCUAAACAAUCGGAAAAAACACCUGAUCCAGACAAACCUUCUGCACCAAGUCGAGCAUCAAAGCGGGUUAGUAAGUUGUUGGCUCAGCUACAACGGAAAAAACCUCCAGGUCUUGCAGCCGGAUGUAUUGUAGAUAAGCCAGAAAACAUUUUGUUAUGCAAUCAAGUACUAAGAAAGCGCAAGAAUCCCAAUGACUCGGGACAUUGUGUUUAUCAAGAAGAUGAGCUGGAUCCAAAACCAAAGAGGAGGUCCAUCGAUAAUCUCGUGAAUUUAGGUAACGUUACCUUUGAUCCACACGACCCUCACCUUGUAGCCUCAACACCAGCUGUUUCAUCAAAAGGCAGGAGAGCUUCAGAGAGACUCAUGCAGCGGGGCAAUGUUAGCUUUAAUCAGUCCGACCCAGCUAUUACAGCUUCUACUCCUUUCAUACCUGACAAAGUUGUGGCUAAGAAAAUCGUCUCCAGCACCCCUUUAGUGACUCAAUCGUCGAGCAGAUUAAAAAUGAAAUUUGAAUUAUCUCCAUACGUGACCCUUCUCAGAAAAAUGAUGUUGAUCAGAUAUUUUAAAUUCGUGCAAUUUCUAUUUUCGGGUUCGAUGUAAAUUUUGUUUGCCAGAUUUGUUGUACUAUAAUUGAUUGGCCGAAUGCGAUAUUUAAAGAUAUUUCAUUCGUUUUUGGCCUUUUUUGUUUCUACUUGACAAGUUUAUUUUGAGAUUUGGCCUAGCCAGACAUUUAUUUGCUAUCUAGCUGCUAAAAAGAGCAUCCAUUUUUAUAUUUAAGGAGGUGAAGAUGGAAAAGAUUAAUUUGUUACAGUAGACGCCACUGGCCUGGAUUGAUUGGCGAAAUUCCAAUUUACAUGUAGGUAACAUAAGUUCUUCGAAUUCGUUUUUCAUAAAUUGUUUAUAAUAUAUUAUUCCGUGAUGGCUUCAUUGUUUUAAUUUGAUGAACGACGAUUAAUAUAU
This is a messenger RNA of Bolinopsis microptera, 6005 nucleotides long. RefSeq names its product condensin-2 complex subunit D3-like. Gene Ontology annotation, biological process: meiotic chromosome condensation; mitotic chromosome condensation. The record is from RefSeq and is a predicted model, not a curated record. The coding region runs from base 65 to 3055 and encodes 996 amino acids. Gene Ontology annotation, molecular function: histone binding. The transcript has a single exon. Gene Ontology annotation, cellular component: condensed chromosome, centromeric region; condensin complex. Lineage: Eukaryota; Metazoa; Ctenophora; Tentaculata; Lobata; Bolinopsidae.